AGCUCCGAAGUUCGGCCUGUACAAAACGACAGUGCAAAUUCGAAAUGUCCUAUCCGAAAGGCACACACGCCGAACCAAAACAAUCGAAACCACGCAAAAGAAAGUUCCAUGGUAAUCAGUUUUCAAAUAAAAAGAGUGAAGAUGAAGGAUGUGAAAGUACGAGUGCAAGAAAACUCUCCAAUGCUAGUGCUGAAGAUAUUCACUGGAAUCCAUUGCAUGGCUAUCGUUUGAUUGAAAUAUUCACCGUUUUUACAGCCUUGACAGAGCUCCUUGUUUGUCGUGUUUGUAAACAGAAUGUAAAGUUUGAAGAAGCUGGGAAUCGAGGCCUCGGUUUCAAGAUAGUUUUACUUUGUCGCUGUGGUCAGAGAAACAUCAAUUCAGGACCACUAAUCAACACUGGAUACGAAGUGAAUCGUCGGAUGGUGUUUGUUAUGCGACUCUUAGGUGUUGGCAGAGAGGGUAUUAAUUUAUUCUGCAACCUCAUGGACAUUUGUAAAGGAAUGAAUGAGAGCACGUAUAAUAAUAUCAUCACGUAUAUUCACUCCUGUACAAAAUCUGUUUUUGAAAGUCUCUGCAAGAAAGCUAUCGAAGAAGAAAAAAAAUUCAAUGAAGAACAUGAGAGGUCUAUUUUAGAUUUGAAAGUCUCUGGAGAUGGCUCGUGGAAAAAACGUGGAUUCAAAUCGCUGUACGGAGUUGUAACGGUCAUAGGCUACUAUUCGGGCAAAGUCAUCGAUUUAGUUAUCAAAAGUAGCUAUUGCCAUGCAUGCACAUUUUGGAAAAAAAAGGUGAACACUCCAGAAUACGAAGAGUGGUAUAUAAAUCACGAGGAAGAGUGUACAAAAAAUCACGAGGGCUCAGCCGGAAAAAUGGAGGUCGAUGCGAUUACAGAAAUCUUUUUAAGAUCAGAGGAAAAGUACGGCGUUAAAUAUGGUAAUUAUAUUGGAGACGGAGACUCCAAAACUUUCAAGGCCAUUCUAGAUAAGAAUCCUUACGGUGAUGAAUUUCAAGUUGCAAAAAGCGAAUGCAUUGGCCACGUAGAGAAAAGAAUGGGCACUCGGCUCCGAAAUAUAAAAAAAACACAAAAACUCGGUGGUAAGGGCAAACUAACGGAUGCUUUAAUUAAAAAGCUCACAACGUACUAUGGUCUGGCAAUUAGAAGAAAUGCGAAUAGUAUUGAGGGAAUGAAAAAAAGUAUUAUAGCCACUUAUUACCAUUUGAUCUCUACGGAUGAGAAGCCACAGCACGAAUACUGCCCGCCCGGCGAAGACAGCUGGUGUAAGUGGCAGAAAGAAAAAGCUAUUGAAGCAAAUUUGGAUUCUUUUGAGCACCCUCCUCCACUCGAUCCAACAGUCGCAAAACACAUUCUUCCAAUUUAUGAAGAUUUAUCUAAGGAAGAAUUACUUCAGAGAUGCUUGGGCAGUCAUACGCAGAAUUCAAAUGAAAGUUUCAAUUCUACGAUUUGGCGUUUAGCUCCAAAACAUCUUAAUUCUGGGCUGAAAAUAGUUGAAAUUGCAUCCUACAUCGCUGCUGGAGUCUUCAAUGAAGGAUAUUCUUCCAUUCUACAAAUUAUGAUGGAGUUACAAAUAAUUAUUGGGAGCCAGACCAAGCACUAUGCUGAGAACGUCGACGGGCGCCGGGUAUCUCGACAGGAGCGGCGCAACUCUUUCAACUCUAAAGAAGCUCGAAAGGCCAGAAGAGAGCAGUUAUUGGAGCAGAACGAGUUCUUCGAGGAAGCAGAAGGAUUGUUCUAUGGCGCCGGGAUUGCUGACUAAGAGGAUCAAUAUCACGGACGCCAUUUGUCCAGCAGCUGAGCAACUCGCACGCGUACCUGCCAAAUGGGAUGCU
Molecule: messenger RNA, 1845 nt
Organism: Odontomachus brunneus
Lineage: Eukaryota; Metazoa; Arthropoda; Insecta; Hymenoptera; Formicidae
Exons: 2
Coding region: 45-1772 (575 amino acids)
Source: RefSeq, a predicted model, not a curated record